This is a messenger RNA of Cydia pomonella (codling moth), 4002 nucleotides long. Its product is annotated as motile sperm domain-containing protein 1-like. Lineage: Eukaryota; Metazoa; Arthropoda; Insecta; Lepidoptera; Tortricidae. The coding region runs from base 110 to 748 and encodes 212 amino acids. Gene Ontology annotation, cellular component: cytoplasm. The transcript is spliced from 4 exons. The record is from RefSeq and is a predicted model, not a curated record.
UUUGACAGUAAACAAUGAAUGUCAAACGAAACGUCACGCUCACGUCAGUCAUCGGUUGCCAUUUGGGUGGAAUGUUAUUUUCGCUUUGUGUUCUAAAUUAAAUAACAAAAUGAAGAAUUUCCCUGUGUUCGUGUUUCCCGUUUCCCUAGAGUUUUAUCUGAGUGCUCGUCACACACACAAACAGUUAUUGACUGUUUACAAUCCAUACGAUUUCUCUGUAAAUUUUAAAGUGCUAUGUACUGCUCCGAAUAAGUUCACAGUGAUCGAUCCUGAAGGGUUGAUAGCUCCUCAAAGUUGCAUUGAUAUUGUUGUACGUUACACCCAACCAUCUGUUUUGCAUUGCAAUACGACAGAGAAGUUUAGAAUAACUAUGUACGACAGAAAUACCCAGCAGGCACUGGGCAAGAGGGACAUCCCGACAAAACUAUUAGAAGGUGAACCUAUAAACCCUAACCUGGAGAGCUUAGGAGACAGUUUCCACCCCCUAUCUUCCAGAGUGACCCCCCAGAAGCAGGCAGAAGAACAUAUGCAUGUCAAGUGCAAUCAUCCACAUCACAGAGAACAUCAGCCAGUAAAUGUAGUGGCAGUAGCAGUGAGCAUAUGCUGCAUUGCCGCACUCCUGCUUCCAACCCAGCCGGAAACAGUUGUUGAAUCACAGUUCCCGGAGUGGCUCCACAUUGGAUCCAACCUCAAAUUAGUGUUUUCUUUUGUCCUAGGGCUUGUCAGUAUGCUAGUACUACGACCAUAAGACCUAUAUUUUAGACCUAAAUUCUUUGUGUAUGCUUUAAUACUUGUAUUUUAUGGACGGUUUUGAAACCCUGCAUGUACAAACUUGAAUAUAACAGGGAUUGUUUUAUUUGUUAUAUGCACAUUUUACAUGCUUUCAAAGGAUAGGUAAUUUUAUAAAAAUAUUAAUUGUAAAUAAAUUUUCAUAGUUGUGUAACUAUGUUGAAUUCUGUUGUUCUAAAACCUAUAGCAUAAAUCGCCAGGUAUAUAUGAUCGCAGUGUGCUUUUAAGUGUAAAUUAAGCUAAAGAAUAAUGGAGUCUAUAUUAAGAGUGCUCCAAGAAAUUUAAGGUUCAACCUCAGAUAAAGUCCUAUUUACAAUUUGGUCUAAUCAACGUAAGUGCAUUGUGUAUAAUUAAUGUGGAACCCGGCGAUGUGUCGCGAUUGGACGUCGCGGCGACACAACUGGUUUCUAUGUAUUUCUAUGAAAUACCAUUCGAAGUCAGCGACGCGUCCCCGAGUAGCCGGGUCCACACAGAGGAGGAGGAGGAGGAGGCGCGCUCAGGCGAGGACAACGCGCGCGCCGCCUCGGCCGAGGCACGCUACACUGGUCGGUCCUGAGCGUGAGGAAAUUGCCUCGCGCGUAUUAUGCUCGCUCAGUGUGGACCCGCCUAGUGUGGACUCACUCGGACCCAACUGCAUAUGGCGCUACCGUUCUGCAGUCGGGGUCAAAAUUAUAACACAGCGAGUACAUCGACACGUCGCCAGGUUCCAAAGAAAUUAACGUACAUAUUGACUAUUUCAUUUGGCAAUACAGAAAUCAUUAGGGGCAUAAAUAAUAUCUAAAAAUGUAAUAAAUAUUAAUAUAUGUAAGAAAUAUUUUAAAACAAAAUAUGUAUUUAUAUACUGUGUAAAGUUGUCCCUAGAAUUCAGGUAUUAUUUGAUUGUGGUUUAUUUUAAUUUGUGCAGCUCAUGAUUUGUCAUUUAAAGGUAAUACCUUCUAGAUAUAUUUUUCUUGUAUUGGUGCAAUGCAGACAUUAUUUUGUUUUAAACUUGACAUAAUCUACUUUAAAUUGGUAUAAGGUGCUAAAUGUAUCAGAAUGAUGAUACUGUGUGAUAGUGUGAUAUUAUUUUUUUACCUUACUCUUAAUUGGUUAUUUUAAAUUUAUAAAAUUACAAAUUAGAAGAGUCACCCCCUACUAUAUUUCAUAUUGAGAGUAUUUUGCAUUUAAAUCCAAAAGCGAAGUACAGUCAGCAUCAAAAGUAAUGGAUGAAACAAGGUGUCAAAAGUAUCUACCAUUCUGUAACAGCUUAGCAAAAUUUGAUGGUUUUAUAUGUAGAACACUUACGACUGUAAAAGAUAUACUUUUGAAUGUGAAUUUUAGAGAUUUAGAUAGAUAGAUAGAAUACUCUUUAUUGGCACACCUCAGUAAAAAUAUACAAGAAAAUAAACCAUUGAUUAAAUUUAGAGGCAGACAACAGGCGGUCUUAUCGCUAAAAAGCGAUCUCUUCCAGACAACCUUUGGGUAGCGGAAAUAGAGAAGUUAAUCGAAAAAGUAGGUGUUGCUAAACCAUUAUGAAGCCUAGAUUCACACACACAAUAACAGUGAAUAAACAUACACAUAUAAGGAAUAUAAAUAGACAUACAUAUAAAUAUAUAUAAAAUUAACCGAAACAUAGCUAAAUAUAACAGCAGCAUGUCAGCCACUAUGUACUAUAUAAACACUAAGGGAGAGAUAAAUAAUGUUCUUUGAGUGAUUUUUUAAACACAGCAAGAGAUUGAGCGCAUCUAAUGCCAACGGGUAAGGAGUUCCAGAGUCGGACAGCUUGAAAAGUAAAUGAAGUGUUGUAAAAUUUUGUAGAAGAAGAUGGGACGGAGAGAAGCAGGCUGCGCGACAGCCUCACAGAAUUUAGGUAGUUAAAACGCUCCUUGAGAUAGCGGGGAGUUGCUGGAAGGAAAAUAAUAGAAUAUAGGAGAGACAGAAUAUGAAAGUUACGUUAGAUUUAUCUAUAUUUGGAAAAGUUAUCCGGAAUAUCAGAUACUUUUGGCGCUGACUGUAAAUACAUAUCUUUUAAAAGAUUUUUAUAAAAAAAAGCGUAGUAUUUGCUGCUCUUACUUACCCAUUUAAAUUCCAUUCCUAUUCUGUAAUUACUAUUAUAAAUAGUGUACAUACGUAAAUUAUUUUGUAUAUUGACAGCGUGUGUGUAAACCGUAUGAUUGCGCGGGGACCAUUGUUGUGGACGAGUAUUGAUACCAAAUAGUAUGGUGGGGACAUUGAAAUAAAGUACCUUAAGCAAAAUAGUUUUUUUAUUGUACAAUCAAUUUACUUACUAACAUACUUUUACAUCAUACAUAAUUAAAGACGACGUUGGUGAAAUCGUCAGUUUUAUAAACGCCUGUAACAUGUUAAUGCAACAAAGAACUGCUUUUAUAAAGCCCUUAAUUAAGAUGAUUCUCUUAAAUACAAAUCAUUAUAUCCUAAUUUAAGAUUAAUCUAACAGUUAUCUCAGUCAUAGACUAUAAUGAAUGUCUGUCUUUUGAAUCAAAUUGCUAAGUUUAAUUGAGGAGCUUAUAUUAAAAACCUGAUUUGUCACAAAAAAUUCUAAAUUACAUUAAUGUUACCAGUCUAUAGAAAAUUAAACAUAACAUCUAUAUAAAAUGUGUCGUCACUGCAUAAAUGUUAUUUUCCCAUGGUAGGUAUUUUGAUUUUGUAUAUCGGGAUCAUGGAUCAUAUGCAAAAAGAGUUUAGUCUAUAAGAAUUUCUCAUACAAGAAGUGAUUGGUCACUUCAGCCAAUCGCUAACAGUCUGUUGCCGCCAUUGUGCCUAUGGGGAAAACACUUUUUGUUUGGUUUAAUGUAAAGUUUUUCAAAGUACUCUUACGUCAAACUGAAAAAUAGAUUUGGUGUUACGAACAGAAUAUGAUUUCUCCUUAUAACGUUCGUGUAUAAAGGGUUUUGUUCAAAAUGUCCAAGCAAAACACGAUUUGUCCAUUUUUAAAUCGCAAAAGUUUAAGUUAAUUUGUAUGGGUAGUUAUUCCGAAUAAUUUUAAAAAGGUAUUAGUCUGCAAUAUUCUUUUCACCACACCAACUGGUAAAGGAUCUCUUGAUUGUUCAAAAACUAAUGAGGAAGUUGCACUUUAGCCACAUGUGGGACAAAGUAAUGAAAUGCAAAUUUUGAGUUGUUUCCUUAUGAUAGCUAGUAGAAUUUACUUUUAAAUGAUUUCGAAUGUUUUUUUUUAUUACGUUCAUUUGGAUUAAAUUUAUUUGGUAUUUCAUA